This is a messenger RNA of Electrophorus electricus (electric eel), 2211 nucleotides long. The record is from RefSeq and is a predicted model, not a curated record. NCBI's taxonomy places the organism in Eukaryota, Metazoa, Chordata, Actinopteri, Gymnotiformes, Gymnotidae.
AUGGAACCAAAAAAUGAACCAGUGAGCAGAAUAUAUUUGGUAACAAGACCGAUCUUCUCUGAGGAUUCUUUUUCUGCAGAGUAUAAGAAGAUCGACAGACAACACAAGAGUCUACGAGAUCAUGUUAAGGAAUAUUUCACUUGUGAUGGUAAACGGGUAAAGAAUGCCCUGCUGUCUUUGCUGCCCAUCAUUGCCUGGAUGAAAAUCUACAGACUCAAAGAGUGGUUGCUGGGUGAUGUAGUAUCUGGGGUCAGCACUGGACUGGUGGCUGUGCUACAAGGACUUGCAUUCGCUUUGCUGGCUUCCUUGCCACCAGGAUAUGGACUGUACUCUGCGUUUUUCCCUGCAGUAGUUUACUUCUUCUUGGGCACAUCCAGACACCUCUCCGUAGGCCCCUUUCCCGUUCUGAGUCUAAUGGUUGGAGCUGUUGUAACCAGGAUUGUACCUGAUGUGGGACCUCCUGCCAAUAUUACUGAAUUUGAAGGGCUGACCAUUAAUCAACAAAGAGUUAUUGUGGCCUCAUCUAUUACAUUUCUCAUGGGUAUUUUCCAGCUGGCCAUGGGAUUGCUGCAGGUGGGCUUCAUAGUCAUUUACCUGUCAGAUACUCUGAUAUCUGGGUUCACCACAGCUGCUGCAGUACACAUCUUGGUGUCCCAGCUCAAGUUUGUGUUUGGACUGAAAGUACCAAGCUUCAGUGGACCACUCAAUAUUUUCUAUACUCUGGAGCAAAUUUUUCUUCAGAUCACUAAGGCGAACGUGGCCGAUGUGGUUACCUCUAUUAUAAUCAUUGUAGCAGUGAUUGCAGUGAAAGAGAUCAAUGAGAGGUUCAAGCUGCGAGUGCCUAUUCCCAUCGAAGUCAUCAUGACCAUCAUUGCUUGUGGAGUCUCCUAUGGAUUUAAUUUUGAGGAAAUAUUUAAGGUGGAUGUGAUUGGAAAUAUUGUGAAUGGGUACGAGUCUCCGUUAGCUCCAAAUGUGGAGGUCAUGAAAGAAGGUGCAGUGGAUGCUAUCACUAUUGCCAUAGUGGGCUUUGCUGUGGCGUUCUCCGUGGCUAAAGUCUACUCUGUCAAACAUGACUACAUUAUUGAUGGAAAUCAGGAGCUAAUUGCCUUUGGAGCAAGUAAUAUAUUUGGAGGAGCUUUCAGAUCAUUUGCAGCCAGCACAGCCCUCUCCAGGACAGCUGUACAAGAGAGCACAGGGGGAAAGACACAGAUAGCAAGUCUAAUCUCUGCUUUGAUUGUAUUGAUUACCAUCGUUGGAAUUGGAUUCCUGCUUGAGCCACUGCCUAAGUCUGUUUUAGGAGCUCUGGUGAUUGUGAAUUUGAAGGGCAUGCUGAUGCAGUUCAGAGAGAUUUGUUACCUUUGGACACGGGAUAAAACGGAUUUGGUCAUUUGGGUACUAACCUGUGUGGCUGCCAUUAUCCUGGGGCUGGAUUUGGGACUGGCUGUGGGAGUUGGCGUAGAACUGAUUACAGUGGUCUUCAGGGCUCAGUUUCCACGUUGCUGUAUCUUGGCCAACAUCAUAGGCACUGACAUCUACCGUGACAGAAAGGACUACCUCUGUAUUCAUGAACCUGACAAAGUGAAGAUAUUUAGAAUUCCCUCACCGAUCUUCUUUGCAAACAUCGAAUUCUUCAGGGAUAAACUCAUACAAGCUGUAGGAUUCAGUCCACUCAGAGUCUUGAGGAAGAGGAACAAGGCCCUGAGGAAGAUAAAGAAAAUGAUAAAGAAUGGAGAGCUGCAGAUGUCAUCUAGUGGCAUCAAGCCCACUGCGCUUGUUCCAGCUUCUGACAAGUUAGAUGAUGAGAACAACACAGAUGAUUUGGACCAACCAACAGACUUCUCAGACCUUCCUGUUCAAGUGAACUGGAAAGCUGAGCUUCCUGCCAACAUAUCAGUACCUCCAGUGGACAUCCACAGUUUGGUCCUGGAUUUCUCUGCUGUUUCGUUCAUUGAUAUCUCAGCACUCAAGGUCCUUAAAAUGACCUUAAAAGAAUUCAUUCGUGUGGACGUUGAAGUCUACAUUGUUUCUUGCGAUGUGUACAUCCGCGAGAAAAUGCAUGACUGCAUGUUCUUUGAUGAUGAGAUCAAGACGUCCAUGUUCUUUCCCACUCUGCAUGAUGUCAUGCUGCACAUUCUAACGAAACACCCAGACUGCUCACAGGACAGCCAGUGGGCAAAGUACAACUACAAUUCUAAGAACUGCUCACAUUGA